CUCGAUCCCGGGACUCCAGGAUCAUGACCUGAGCCGAAGGCAGUCGUUUAACCAACUGAGCCACCCAGGCGCCCCCGGACACUUUUAAAAGAUAGGCACAGCGGGAAUCCUAAACAAUUCAGCUUCGUAAAAGCCAGUUCGUAAAAUCCUGAACAAUUUCCUUCGUAAAAAGGGAACCUCUUGAACAGGCAGAGGACCUGUUUGUGCCAAGAUUGUUAACCCUUUCCAGUGUCUCCGUAUCUCUCAAAAUAGAACCAUCUUCCCACGCUCGCUCCCUGCUGCUACCUAAACACUGCUAACGAAACAUCAUCUCCCUGAAGCUGGGUCCAACAGGCCCAAGAUGCUGCAGGCUUCUGCCCCUGCGAUGAACUGGAAACUUCUCAGGUCACCUAGCUAAAAUACCUCUGUCUUGUCAAGUGGUUUCCAACUUUGCUGCACAGAGGAAGGACCCAAAGAUUAAACAAAAAGAACAAAAGUAAGCCUAGCGCCCACAUCUAACGUGCAGCAUAGAUUAGAAACCAUUCGUUUAGCGACAUCUCCACGGCCCCUUAAAAACAAAUCUUUCCACUCGCCUGCCCUCCGCCGGAAGGACGCACGUGGAAGGUUCGGGGCCGAGUGGGCCGGGUCGCCGCGCCGCCGUCCCCUUCCCCCCAGCUAGCCUGGCGUGCCCAGCUCGCCGCAGGCCCGGAGGAGGCGGCGCUCCGCGCUCCCCGGGCCGGGCCGUAGCAGAACCGAAAGCGGCGGACGCGGGGAGGCGGGGGAGAGGAAGGAGGGGGCGGGCGCCGGGGGAGAAGGGCGAAGUGGCGCGCGGAGGGCCGGGAAUGCCCGCGGCGCGGAGGCCGAGCCGCCCGGUGGCAGCGUCCGGGCAAUGGCUCUCCGUCUGGUCUCCGACUUCGACCUCCGGAAGGAUGUGCUCCCGUGGCUGCGGUCGCAGCGGGCGGCGUCAGCGGCCGCCGGGGCGCGAGGCGGCGGCCCAGGUGUUUUGGAAAAUAAUUAUGAGAGCUUACGUAUACUAAAUGUUGAAAGAAAUGGAAAUAUUAUUUAUACCUAUAAGGAUGAUAAGGGAAAUGUCUUCUUUGGAUUAUAUGACUGCCGAACCAGACAAAAUGAGCAUCUCUAUACAUUUGAGAAAGACUUGCACGUUGUCAGUUGCUCUGUCAACAGUGAGAGAACUUUGCUUGCUGCAAGUUUAGUUCAUUUUACUAAGGAAGGAAGAAAGAAUGAGCUUCAACCAGGAUCAAAGUGUUUAACUUUGUUGGUUGAAAUCCACCCUGUUAACAAUGUGAAGGUUCUAAAAGCCGUGGAUAGCUAUAUUUGGGUGCAGUUUCUCUACCCCCAUGUGGAAAGUCACCCUCUUGCAGAGAACCAUCUGUUACUGAUUUCAGAAGAGAAAUAUAUUGAGAAAAUUCAUAUCCAGGUCAUCCAAGAAGAUGGAAAUAGAGUGGUACUUAAAGACUCUGGCCAUCUCCCAAGAGAGAGAGUAGCUGAGGAUUUUGUUUGGGCUCAAUGGGAUAUGUCAGAGCAGAGAUUGUACUACAUUGACCUGAAGAAAUCAAGGAGUGUCUUAAAAUGCAUCCAGUUUUCUGCUGACGAGAAGUUUAACUUAAUGUUUGAAGCACCCUUGGAUAUAACAUUAAGUGACUCAGGAUUUAAACUUGUAAACUUUGGAUGUGAUGAUCUUCAAGACCAAGAGAACUUAUCCAAACACCUGACCCUGUGCGUUUUUACCAACCAUACAGGAACUUUGUGUGUAUGUUACAGUCCGAAGUUUGACUCUUGGGAAAAAAUCACAUAUUCAGUGUUUUACUUUCAUAAAGGGCACAGCAAGACCUUCACUGCUGCUCUUGGGAGUGUUGACUCACAUGUGACUAAGGGCCUUACUUUUCUCAACCUUGAUUAUUACGUGGCUGUUUACUUACCUGGUCAUUUCUUUCAUCUACUUAACAUCCAACAUCCGGACCUGAUCUGCCACAGUUUGUUUCUGACAGGAAACAAUGAAGUGGUUGAUAUGCUACCUCAUAGUCCUUUACAGUCACUCUCAGGGUCCCUGGUACUGGAUUGGUGUUCUGGAAAGCUCUCCAGGGCGGUCCUCAACCAGUCAUACUUACUACAGUUCCUAUGGAACACGCGGCUAGACUAUGAGAAGAUGGGUGCAUUGCACUGUGUGCUCUCCUGGGGCCGAGACCACCCGUUCCUGGAAGCCAAGAUUAUUCAGUGGAUUUCUGAGAACAUCUCUGCCUGCCAUUCAUUUGACCUCAUUCAGGAAUUUAUAAUUGCUUCUUCGUAUUGGAGCAUAUACCCAGAGACAAGCGACAUGGAUAAACUUUUGCCAUAUUCCUCAGUGCUCGCUUGGAAUACAGAAAUUCCUGGAAUAACCCUUGUGACGGAAGAGAUCCCAUUGCCUUUCAUGAAGGUGCACAGCUUUAAGGGCUACUGGGAAAAACUGAACUCCAACCUGGAAUACAUUAAGUACUCCAAGCCACACUUGCUCUAUAACAACAGCAUGGUCCAGAGAGAAUGGCAUAGCCUGAUCUCAGAAGAGAAAACAGGAAGAAGAAGGUCCAUGGUGUAUGUGAGGAAUAUUCUUGAUAAUGCAAUGAAGGUGAUUUCUAACCUAGAAGCAAGGAAUUUGGAGCCAAGAUUAACACCCCUCUUCCAGGAGGAAGACAACCCCCAGAGGCUGCUGAUGGGACUGAUGGUGUCUGAGCUAAAAGACCAUCUUUUGAGACACCUACAGGGUGUAGAAAAGAAGAAAAUUGAACAGAUGGUUCUGGACUACAUUUCGAAACUGCUGGAUCUCAUUUGCCAAAUCCUGGAGACCAGCUGGAGGAAACAUCAUCUUCACCCCUCCGUUCUCCACUUCAGCAGGCGGGCCAGUGCUGCUGAAUUUACAGUCUUCCACAUCAUGACCAGGAUUCUGAAAGCGACUACGAGUUUGUUUUUACCUCUGCCUCCUGGUUUUCACACUCUGCACACGCUCCUUGGCGUGCACUGUCUCCCUUUGCAUAACCUGCUGCAUUACAUUGAUGAUGGGGUGUUGCUUCUCACCGAAACGGCUGUCACAAGGCUCAUGAAAGAUCUGGACAAUUCAGAGAAAAAUGAAAAACUAAAAUUCAGCAUCAUUGUGCGGCUUCCCCCGCUUAUUGGUCAGAAGAUCUGCCGACUUUGGGAUCAUCCUAUGAGUUCUAACAUCAUUUCCCGGAACCAUGUGAAGCGACUGCUGCUAAACUAUAAGAAAGAGCCCCGGAGUUCUAUGAUUGACAAGUCGCCAGGCAGUGUGGAGUUCCUGCCCCUGAACUACUUCAUUGAAAUACUGACAGAUAGAGAAUCUUCCAGUCAAGCUCUGUAUGCUCUUGAAGGACAUGACAAUGUGGAUGCAAAAUUUGUAGAGGAAGCAGCUCUGAAACACACCACAAUGCUUUUAGGCUUAUGAAAGAGAAAAUGCAGUUGUAUCCGCUCCCAGUAUUUUAAUCUUGCGCAUUAGCUUGACCUCCGUCAAGAGUCCUUUACAAUUCUUUAAAAUUGGUAACCAAAAUCAGAAUACAUUGUUAAGCCAUCUGAAUUCCAGUUUGGUACUUGUUCAGACAGAACUAAAUUGCUCUACCUCACCCCAGCUUUGAAAAGGAGACAAGCAGUCAGGUGGGGGGGAGGGGCACAACAGUCUGAGAGGGGCGCUGUGUCCUCAGGGAUGACUCAGUGGCUUACCCUCCUCAUGGCUCCACGGGCCAAAAGCGAGUUUGUAUUGCACUCUGAAAUAAAAUUACGCUUUAAAAAAAUGCAGGGGACGGUGCUAAGAAAAAAACUAGAUGUGUUGUUGAAGGUAACAUAUGACAAGCAGAAAAAUUAGUUACAGAAGCACGCUAUUUGGAAAGAGGAUACUUUUCAAAGAAGUGAAUUUGGACCGGGUCAAACCUGCUAUUUCCAGUAGAGAAUAAUUUGUCAUACGCAGCAGUGUGUACAUAGCGGUAUUGAGAGUAGGAUUGGUCUUUGUGAUUGUUCAGAUGGAACUGUACUUUAAUAUGUUCAAGUUUUUUGUAUUUAUAAAAGUUUGACUUAGUAAUAUCUUUUCAUUAAAAAAAGAAGAAGAAA
Molecule: messenger RNA, 4089 nt
Organism: Zalophus californianus (California sea lion)
Lineage: Eukaryota; Metazoa; Chordata; Mammalia; Carnivora; Otariidae
Gene: GSAP
Product: gamma-secretase activating protein
Exons: 31
Coding region: 869-3433 (854 amino acids)
Biological process (GO): positive regulation of amyloid-beta formation
Cellular component (GO): trans-Golgi network
Source: RefSeq, a predicted model, not a curated record